GAGCAGAUUGCAUUAGAUAAAUGAUAAGAUACGCUAGUAGUAUGAACAAUUCUACAGGGACAGUUAUGAACACAACAAGUAACAGCGACCCACACCUGUUGAUGUGAUCAGAUCAAGAGACAGCAUUUGCAGUUGGUUGGUGACGCGGAUAGAAGAUGUGGAAAAUGCCUGCCUUUGCAUGCACCCUCAAGGCGUCAACGUAUUAGAUUAAAUUGACCUUGGGCCUGGUCAGCAAAGAUAAAGCCUUCUGUGUGACACAGCUAUUUGUUUGUCUGUGCAUAUAAAACACCUUGAUGACCAUCAGUGGCGCAGGUGAAGCCUUGACGUUUCACUCAGACUCUCACACACGCGCUUCUCUCAAAGAAAAAGCGAACUAUGUCGCCAUGCAGAGGAUGAAGCCAUGUCAGAGGUCCUCACAGUCGAGGCUGUUUUGUUUGGGCUCUUGGUCUUUUCUGGCACCUUGGGAAACAUCUUGGUCAUCCAUGUGGUGUUUCAAUCAGCUGUCGAGAGACAGCCUUCGGUACUCCCUCCCUCUGACACUCUUUUGGUGCACCUGUCGCUGGCCAACCUGCUGACCUCGCUUUUCCGCACAGUGCCUAUCUUUGUGUCUGACCUGGGCCUGGAUGUGACGCUGUCUCCAUGGUUGUGCAGAGUCUUCAUGUUGCUGUGGGUGUGGUGGCGAGCUGUGGGCUGUUGGGUGACUCUGGCACUUAGUGUCUUCCACUGCACUACCCUGAGGCGACAGAAUGUGGCCUUUGGACCUCUCGCACAGCGGAGGGAGAGGCAUCGGGUUUGGAUUGUUCUAGGGCUGGUGUGGGGGGCAAAUCUGGCCUUCUCACUUCCAGCUCUGGCAUAUACCACUCAUGUUACUGGCAACGUCACUGUGAAGCUGAUGGUGAUCAGCUGCACCACCAGGCCUCUGCUGGGCUGUGUCUGGGAGUUCCCCUCCAUUGAACAGGGCGCAGCCUUCGCUUCCACCUCGCUGGCACUUAAUGAGGUUCUGCCACUUGUGCUGAUGGUUUACACCAACGUCGUCACACUUCAUGCUCUGGCAAAACACAUCCGAGCUGUUACCUCAGGGGGAGAGUCAGGAGGAACCCAUGGGGAGCUGGACAAACAUGUGUCCACUGAACGCAAAGCAGCUCAUGUAAUCCUGGCGCUAGUGUCACUCUUCGUGGUCUGCUGGGUGUUACAGGUUGCUGCAGUGACGUAUUAUAACCAUAAUAGGGGACAGCACGCUGAAGGGCUGCUGACUAUGGCCCAGUUCUCUGCGUCGCUGUUUGUAGGAUUCAGUCCCAUUGUGGUGGCCCUUGGACAUGGUAAGCUGAGAAGGAGAAUCAUGAGAAUGACAAUGGGGUGGUCUAAAGCUCUAAAAUGUCACAGUGAUGACACUAAUGAGGGGGCGAAAUCACAAAAGGCUAAAAGAAAGAAGGAAAAACAAACCAUUUUUAUUGUUCAAAAAGAGAGAAAGGUCAUACAAGUGAAGGAGAAUGUUAAAGCAAAUGAAUGAUGGAAGCAAAGUGUGACUGCACUGCAUUGAUACUAAAGUACUGAAAAAUACAAAAAUUUACACCCAAUAAGAACAAAAGCAUCUUCAAUUUGAAUCCAGAAGCGCCACACUGCAUUUCCUCUGGACAGAACUCAAAUAUUAUUUUACUAUACUUCGAGAUAUUUUAAGCCAUUUAAUGCAGGUCAAACUGAGAGACUUUGGCUAAGUCAGAAAUCAUUACAGUGCAAUCACUGACUUGGUUUCUUUUAUCGUUUAAAUAAUUUUAUCUGAUCCAAUGAGUCAUUGAUUGUUUCUUUUGAGCUUAGAUGUGUUCUGACAAUUCCUUGAUUUUUCUUCUGUUUGCGCUGUCAAGUUUAUUUGUAAAAGCCAAUAUAUUUUAUUGUUACUUAGCACAAUCAAGACUUCCUGACAGCUCAAACCCAGUCCAAUCUCUAAUACGCCAAAGUGUAGCACAUGGGGAAAAUGACAGAAAGCUCCGCAAGUAAUCCUUAAAAGUUUGCUAUUUGUUUAAUUAUUAUUAACCACUAUAGAUUUCUACAAACAAAUUCAGAAACCCAGCUAUUUCAAAUUGAGAGUAGUCUCCUACUGUCUUAGAAUAUUUCUUCUUAAGAUUUAGCUAAAAUAUUAUUUUGUUGUGUUACACAUAGGAUGACAAAAUAUGAAAUCCUUAGUCAGUAGCCGUCAUGGUAACAACUGUAGAUGGUACAAAACUGUAGAUUUUGCUGAUAACCAUUUAUAAUCUUUAAGGGGUCCACUGUUACAGGGAAUAACAAACACAACACUUUGAUUUUGCUUUCAAAUCACAUCCUUUCUACACUGAACAUAGCAAAAUUUUACACCCAGAUAUUGGCAGGAAAACUAAUGAAAACAUAUUGUAAUAUCAGCUUAAUGAUCAGUUUGAUCGUUUUGGUAGAUUUGUUUUUUGUUUUUUCUUUGGACCAUUUGCUCUGACCAUAAAAUAAAGGCAUCACACCAUCUGUCAGCCCUGUCUACAUAAAGAGUUUAUUUCACAGGGUCAUGUUGCACAAAUCCUUGUAACCUUAAUUAGGCUAUAUAUAUUUUUUUUAGCACUUUGCCUUCCAUUGAGGACCUAAGUACAAAUCCAGUUACACACACAUGCAAAGGUUUACAGAGAGAAACAUCAUAUGUUCAUACCUAUAACCACAAACCUGCUUUAAAUGUUUUGGGGGAAAUUGAUGCAAAUAAAAAGUUGCAAAGUGUACUGUUGGUCGGGAGCUGUGUCAGUGAGCGAGCAUAGACUUGAUGAAAGAGCGCAGCCGCCGGUGGCCAGCUGCCAGAACAACAGGUGACAUGGUGAUGAAGAUGAUGUUGGCAAGACGAGCAACGAUCAGAAGAAACUCCA
This is a messenger RNA of Micropterus dolomieu (smallmouth bass), 2873 nucleotides long. Its product is annotated as olfactory receptor class A-like protein 4. Gene Ontology annotation, cellular component: membrane. The transcript has 2 exons. The record is from RefSeq and is a predicted model, not a curated record. The coding region runs from base 401 to 1510 and encodes 369 amino acids. Gene Ontology annotation, molecular function: G protein-coupled receptor activity. Gene Ontology annotation, biological process: G protein-coupled receptor signaling pathway. NCBI's taxonomy places the organism in Eukaryota, Metazoa, Chordata, Actinopteri, Centrarchiformes, Centrarchidae.